AUGUUGGAAGGACCAAUGAAGAUACAUUCGUUGCACGAUCAACUUAAAGCCGUUAUAGCCUCAGGACUGGGGGCAGGUAUUGUGAACAUUCUAAUGCAGUCGAUCGGAACCAUUCAGGCAUCGGCAGGCGCAGCUAAUGUCCCGUCCCCAGGAUGCCAUGGGACGUCGUAUGUAUUAGCCGCUGCCUUCGCGGAUUGCAUGUUUGUGCUGCUGAACAUACUUUGGAUGAUCCUGGGAUACAUCGGCUUCAAAAAGGGCUCUGUAAAGUACUUCUUGUACGCAGGUGGUUCGCAUCUCCUCUCCGUGCUGACGGCUGGUGCUAUCAUUACCGAUAUACUGGUGCAGUUAGCUUCAUAG
This is a messenger RNA of Sphaeroforma arctica JP610, 357 nucleotides long. RefSeq lists its product as hypothetical. Gene Ontology annotation, cellular component: membrane. Bases 1 to 357 code for a protein of 118 amino acids. Lineage: Eukaryota; Ichthyosporea; Ichthyophonida. The record is from RefSeq and is a predicted model, not a curated record. Gene Ontology annotation, biological process: positive regulation of catalytic activity; protein processing. The transcript has 4 exons.